AUGUUUUUCCCAUCAGAGGACGCGCCGCUGCUCAAGGCAUGGCUGAUGAAAAAGCUGCCUGAAGUAUCAGACACGGAAACCGAUAUCUUGGCGGACUACGUCCUGGCACUGCUCGCCUCGCAAGAAGGCGACGCGGCGCCAAUUCGUGCAGCCUGCGAGAGCGAAUUGCCGCAAUUCCUCAAUAUAGGCACCGCCCCGGAAUUUGUCGACGAACUUUUCCGUGUCAUAGAACACAGGUCAUAUGUGCCAGGCGCACCUCCUCCGCCCAAGAAGCGACCUGACCCGGCUGGCGAAAGCCGCUAUGGGGGUUCUACUGUUCCCAUCGCACCUUCGGGCACCUCGCCUCAGAUCGGUUCAAGAAAGCGCUCUUAUCACGAAAGUGGUGACGCCGGCUUCUCAACCGAUCGAGACCAUGGAUUCGGUAACGAGAGGGCAUACAAGCAACCGCGUCGCGGUCAAUGGGAUGCGAAGAUGACCAAUUCAAAUGAUUAUCCCAGCCAACCUUUUGUCAACACUGGCUUUCAGCAACUUCCGCCUGGAGUUGCCCCAUACGACCCGAACUUCCCCCAGCCGCCCAACGGUCCUCAGGACUGGCGCAGUGGGCCGUCUAUAGUACCCACCUAUAACCACGGUCCCUCAUAUGGGCCGCCUCAGGGCCCUCGGAAGACCAGGCAGAGAUGCCGCGACUUCGCAACCAAGGGUUACUGUGCACGUGGAAACUCGUGCCAGUAUGAUCAUGGUUCCGAGCCCAUCUGGUUACCAUCCAGCGGUUCCAAUAGGCCCCCUAAUUUCGAGGAUUUUGAUCCGCGGGAUGCAGCAAUAAUGAUGUCUCAAAACUUUGCUGCAAUGCAGCAGCUCAUGGAGGCUUUCAGUGCUGAAAGAGGGGGCCGAGGCGUUAGAAAAGGCCGCCAAGGCAUUAAGGGUCGGCGCCGUCCAAAUCGGUCCUCCUUUUCGGCAGAUGGUCCGGUCAACGACAAGACCAAAACUGCGAUUGUAGUUGAAAAUAUACCGGAGGAACACUUUUCCGAGGAAGCAGUCCGGAACUUCUUCUCAGAGUUCGGCACAAUUGAGAACAUCUCAUUGCAGCCACACCGGAGGCUUGCAAUCGUAAAGUACGAUUCUUGGAAAGCUGCCAAUGCAGCAUAUCGAUCUCCCAAAGUCAUCUUUGAUAACCGCUUCGUAAGGGUCUUCUGGCAUGUUGAGGAACACGAGAGAUCAACGGUGGCGGCCGGUGCCAAUGGUGCUGACCUUGAGUCUGGAGAAGAGGCUCCUGCUGAGCCUGAGUUCGACAUGGAUGAGUUCCUGCAGAAACAAGAGGAGGCGCAGAAACUGCACGAGGAGAAAUUACAAAAGAAACAAGAACUUGACAAGCAACGCCAAGAACUCGAGCAACGACAGCGAGAACUGCUCGCGCGGCAUCGUGAAGAACAACGAAAGCUUCAGGCCAAACUAGGGGGUUCUAAGAACGGUGGUGUUGAUGAUUCAGAAGGCGAGCCGGGAACGUUGAAUUCGGCCCUUCGUGCACAGCUUGCGGCUCUUGAAGACGAGGCUAAGCUCCUCGGCCUGGAUCCGAACAUAUUGGACGAACCAAGCCCGUGGUACGCUAGCGUCCGUGGCAGAGGACGCGGCCGGGGUGGAUUUAACCCACGCGGGCGCGGUUUUGCCCCUCGAGGCAGAGGAUCCCACCGCGGUGGAUACAUGGGCGAUGUUCACGAAGCCUAUGCAGCAUACUCUUUGGACAAUCGCCCGAAGACUGUCUCCGUCACUGGUAUCGACUUUACGUCGCCAGAGAAGGAUGAGGCAUUGCGCCAGUACCUUCUCGGCGUCGGAGAAUUCACAAACAUUCAUACCUUACCCUCAAACACGCAAAUUACUUUCAGAGAUCGAAAGACAGCUGAGAAGUUCUUCUAUGGCUUAUCUAACCAGGAGAUACCUGGUAUUGAUGGCCAAGUCGAAAUGUCCUGGGUGGCACAGCCAGCUCAACCGGUCAAGCUGUCGACGGAAAACGGAACGUCAAAGCGUGAGAGUGCGCUAGAUCAGGACGUGGCCAUAGGCAACGCCGCUCCUAAUGGGUCUUCGGCGAUUACGCUUGACCAACAGCCUGAGCAACAACCGGAGAUGGAUUAUGAUGUUGCUGACGAUGACAACUGGGGGGUUGAAUAG
Molecule: messenger RNA, 2163 nt
Organism: Colletotrichum truncatum
Lineage: Eukaryota; Fungi; Ascomycota; Sordariomycetes; Glomerellales; Glomerellaceae
Product: CCCH zinc finger and RRM domain-containing protein
Biological process (GO): mRNA processing
Cellular component (GO): nucleus
Molecular function (GO): metal ion binding; RNA binding
Source: RefSeq, a predicted model, not a curated record